Messenger RNA from Lachnellula hyalina, 1950 nucleotides. It is a transcript of the gene EMP70, whose product is annotated as Transmembrane 9 superfamily member. Gene Ontology annotation, biological process: protein localization to membrane; vacuolar transport. Bases 1 to 1950 code for a protein of 649 amino acids. The record is from RefSeq and is a predicted model, not a curated record. Lineage: Eukaryota; Fungi; Ascomycota; Leotiomycetes; Helotiales; Lachnaceae. Gene Ontology annotation, cellular component: fungal-type vacuole membrane; endosome. The transcript is spliced from 2 exons.
AUGCGUUUACGAGACCUCUCGCCCUCCGCGGCGCUCCUAGCGACACUCCUCGCGGCCCCAGAACUAUCAACCGCCUUCUACCUCCCAGGUGUUGCACCAACCUCAUACAAAGAAGGAGACAAAGUGCCACUGAACGUAAAUCGCCUCACGCCAGUCGGGUCGGGGACAGAAGGAACUCUGCGAUCUGUUGUAUCCUUCGAUUACUACCAUCCCGCCUUUCACUUCUGCAGACCGGAGCCAGAACCGAAAUAUGUCUCUGAGAGCUUGGGAAGCAUAUUAUUUGGCGACCGGAUAAUGACUUCGCCUUUCGAUCUCAAGAUGCUACAUAACGACACGUGCGUAAUGCUAUGCGACGAUGUGAAGUUCGACCAGCCCUCGGCGCAUUUCGUCAACCGGAGGAUAGCUCAGGGGUUCGCGUUGAAUUGGCUUAUUGAUGGUUUACCGGCUGGACAGUUGAUCGAGGAUGAGGUUACGCAGACAAAAUUCUAUAGCCAAGGAUUUGCAUUGGGAUCGAAUGACGACAAGGAGAUGCACCUGAACAAUCACUACGACAUUAUUAUCGACUACCAUCAAGUGACGGAAGGGAAUUAUCGCGUGGUCGGAGUCAUUGUUCAACCGGAUUCGAGAUCGACAAAGGCGGAUGGUGAUGGAGGCGCUAUUAAUUCCCAAGGACAUUGUGGAUGGGGAAGCCCGCCUCUCACGCUGUCGGAAACUGGGGAGACAGUUACCUCUUUCACGUAUGGCAUAUACUGGAGAGAAUCGCCAACUGCUUGGGCUACGAGGUGGGAUAAAUACUUGCACGUAUUUGACCCCAAGAUUCACUGGUUCUCGCUCAUCAAUUCUGCUGUCAUUGUUGUCUUCUUGACUAUCACGGUAGUCUCGAUUCUUCUGCGGACAUUGAGAAAGGAUAUUCAGAGAUAUAACCGCUUGGACUCGAUCAAUCUAGACGACUUGUCUGGAACAUCUGCGGUUGAAGAUGGUGUACAAGAAGAUUCUGGCUGGAAACUGGUCCACGGGGAUGUUUUCCGUACCCCUAACUCACCCCUUAUUCUGAGUGUGUUCCUUGGCAAUGGUGCCCAGCUCUUCGUCAUGACUGGCUUCACCAUUGCCUUUGCACUUCUCGGAUUCCUAUCUCCCUCAAACCGUGGAUCACUAGGAACUAUUAUGGUGCUCCUCUAUACAGUUCUUGGCUUCAUCGGCGGUUACACCUCAGCACGUGUCUACAAAGCCUUCGGCGGCGAAGCCUGGAAGCUCAACAUUGCCCUAACUCCCCUCUUAGUCCCCGGAAUCGUCUUCAGCACCUUCUUCCUGCUGAACCUCUUCCUCUGGGCCAAGGAAUCCUCAGGCGCCGUCCCCUUCACAACCAUGCUCGUCAUCGUAUGCAUCUGGUUCCUUAUCUCCGUUCCCCUCUCCUUUGCAGGCUCUUGGGUCGGUUUCCGCCAACCCGCCAUCCAAGCCCCCGUCCGCACCAACCAGAUCCCGCGUCAAAUCCCCCCAAGCACAACAUACAUGCGUCCCAUCCCGUCGAUGCUCCUCGUAGGCAUCUUACCCUUUGGAGCCAUCUUCGUCGAGCUCUACUUCAUCAUGUCUUCCAUCUGGUUCAGCAAGGUCUACUACAUGUUCGGCUUCCUGUUUCUCUGCUAUGGCCUCAUGAUAAUAACGUGUGCGGCUGUCACGGUGCUCAUGGUCUAUUUCUUGCUUUGUAGUGAGAAUUAUCACUGGCACUGGAGGGCAUUCAUGACUGCCGGCGCCUCGGCAUUCUACGUCUUUGCCAAUGCGCUGAUUUAUUGGGUCACUAAAUUACAGCUCGGUGGACUAGCUGGGAGCGUGCUGUAUAUUGGAUAUAGCGCAUUGAUUUCUUUCUUGUUCUUUAUUCUCACUGGCUCCAUUGGCUUCUUCGCUAGCUGGGCAUUCGUGCAGAAGAUCUACGGAUCCAUCAAAAUCGACUAG